AUAGGAGACUGCCCUGCCUCAGUUCAUCCGUUAGAAGGGAGGUGCAAAAUCGACUGUUUGUCAGACAAUCACUGUCAACGUUGGCAAUACUGCUGUAAAACUGGCUGCUGGCAAACGUGUGGUAAGGACUAAAUAAUCGUGAACGAACAAGACCGUGUAGGUUUAAGCUUGUACAUAGUCCUUUGGAUAUUAUUCAAGUCGAGAAGACACAGUCAAGAAGAUGUAUAAAAUUAUUUUCGUUAGCAUAGUCCUUAGAAUAAGAAUUAUUCUAAAACCCUAGAAUACCUGAUCGAAUUUCCCAUAAGCGACCACAGGAGAGAGGAGAGGUAUGGAAAGGCUUGUUGAAAAGGGCAUGGCUUGGCUUUGAUAGAUUGUGCUCGGCAACAUUCCCGGAACAUUAAUUAAGAACUGUAGUGAUUUAAAUUGCGCGAACGAUGUUGAAAUCGAAUGCUGCUUCACGAAGGUGUUUUUUUUCUUGGUAUACAUUUGUUUUACUCACGAUAACGAUAUCUGUGAUGGGAGCUUCGAGUCCUAACUUCCCUAAAUGAGACAAAAAUAUGCAAACUACACCCAUAAGCGCGCCCCUGUUUCUUUUAUAUGGGGAAGUUGUCUCUUUUUAGGGAUUCGAACUGUGGUACUUUGACUUUAAAUACUGAUUCUGGUAUUUUGGAUGGGUGACGUGGUCCCCUGGUAUCAUAGGUGGUCGCAACAGUUUGAGUUUUAAGUGUAUUUACACUGAUCCUUCUAUUUUGUUGAUUCUAACGGUGGUGCUUUGACUUUAAAUACUGAUUCUGGUAUUUUGGAUGGGUUGUCACCAGCUAUUAUAGAUGGUUGCAUCAGUUCGAGGUUCAAGUGUACUAACACUGAUCCUGCGUUUUAAUUGAUAGCAAAUUAUACAAAGUGCCAGCUACAAAAGAUUAAGUCAUCAAUACUGAGAAGUCCAUUCACUCCUACCUGCAAGGCCGACGGAAGCUAUCAGGAAAUCCAGUGCAUCACGACACCAAGCUUAAAGUGCUGGAGAGUGGACCGGGAAGGCAGGAAGAUUCAGGAUGUAGACGUUAAAAUCCAACAUGAUGCUGCUAUUCGACAAUCAGAUGCAAGAGUAGGACAGAGGAUUGGGCGUUUUUUCAGCAUGGAAGAUGAUGAAAUAGGUAGUUUGUACAGACAACUUUAGUUUUGGGGUACACAUUUAAAGAUUCAAGUUGGCCACUACAAUGGCUUGAACUAGCUCUUUUUUCCCGUCUAAAACAGGUUUUCCGCACACUUCUUGACAUUUGUUCUGAAUUCAAUUUUUUAUCAGCUCCGCCGCAAAAGUACGAAGGGAAGGAGACCAAACAACUAAAUGGGGAAAUUAAACUAGGCAAUUAGAACGUACUUAAAUUCAUUCUAAAAAUGGGUGACAGGGACACCUGAGCAGCCGAGGGCAAUUACUGCGGACCCACGGGGGGUACUCCCUUAUAAUGGCCUAUACAGGGAGGCUCCGCCCGAAAGGGGUUUUUUUUUUUCAGGCUUCACGUUUUUAAAGGGUUAAGAUUUCAUUAGUUGAAGUAUAUGAAAAAGAAGGGAAAUCUGUCAUUGCGUUCUGCAAAAGAACCUAAAAGAGUUAACAGGUGAAUUUUAUGGCUGUCGGAAAGACAAGAAAACUUUCUGGUUUAUCAGUUUAUUCACAUUUAAGAGACUUUGCAUAAACCGCAGUUAAAAGGGAUGCAGCGUUCUAACCAAGAUAUUUGAAAGGGGCACAAUUUGUCAAUAAAAGAUAUACAAAAGGGGCACCCUUUCUGUCAAAAAAGGUAUAUCGAAGGGUAAGGGGUUAGACCUCGGGGCGGAGUCUCCUCGUAUAAAAUUUUGAAGAGUACCCAGCCUGGGCUGCGGGCUCUUUUUCAAAUUAUUUUGUAGCUUAGCCAACCCGACGCAAUGACGAAGGGGAAAAAACUAUUUUCUUAAACGUUCCCCCUGCAAAACAACCCGGACCUUUAGCAAAGAAGGCGAGAACGUACGUCGACGUCUAUCGCAGUUGGAGUACUGGGUGGAGAUGUCAGACCCAGAAUUAGCUUUUCUUUACGAGAAUCCGGAUUUUCCCUUCGGCAGCUACAAACGAUGCAUUAAUCUGGAUGUUAUGGAAAACAAGAUUUUCUACGCCUUGCUUCAGCUCUUCAGCUCUCACCAGUCUUCACUGAAUGCGGACAGAGAUGUAUUUUUGUGUGUGUGUUACAAUAUGGAAGGAUUUUGUUAAUUACAUAAGUGCUCCCAAAACAAUUCAACGCCUAAUCGUCGCAGCUCGUAGUAAAACGUCUUAACCCUUUGAACAUCCUUUUUGUCAGUAAGCCAAAAGGUUUGGACAUCCACAAACUGUCAAAAAAGCAAAAACACACAUGGGAACAUUCCAAAAAAUACGUUCACAACACAACCGGAGUUGUACCGAAAUGGCGUCCCGAAUGUCGUAAUGUGGACGUGAAGGCAUGCGCAGUAACACUGAAUGUUGAUUUCGAUCGUUCCAGUUCUCUCUGAUAGAUCGAUAAAGGUCCAUGUUUUUACAGCAGGUCGUGGACACGCGACGACAAAUGGUUCUCUCAAAUUUGAUCGAACGCAGUCCCUAACAAUUCAAAUCCAGGAAAAUUUGCCAACAUUUGGCAAAUUAAGUGAGAUAAUCUGUUUUAGCGACACGCCCGUUGCCGUCGUGGUUGCCGAAGCUCCCUUUUCUUUCGCAUACAAAUUUAUAUCUACGAUUUACAAUAUGUACUUCAAUUGCGCUAUUAUUAUGUUUUCCAGAGGAGAACGAUAGAACGCAAGGGAAAACGAAGUGCGAGAGAGCUCGUGAACGCAGACUUCAAAGAAGGAAAACACGGUCGACCGUGUUUGUGCCAAAGUGCAAAGCAAACGGGCAAUUUAGAACGACACAGUGCCACAAAAGAACGAAGACUUGCUGGUGCGUCUAUGAAGAUGGAAAGGAAAUUCCCGAGACAAGAGUCAAA
Porites evermanni is the source of this 2972-nucleotide messenger RNA. Lineage: Eukaryota; Metazoa; Cnidaria; Anthozoa; Scleractinia; Poritidae. The record is from the annotation of a GenBank genome assembly.